Lagenorhynchus albirostris (white-beaked dolphin) is the source of this 15546-nucleotide messenger RNA. RefSeq names its product HYDIN axonemal central pair apparatus protein (gene HYDIN). Gene Ontology annotation, cellular component: axoneme. The record is from RefSeq and is a predicted model, not a curated record. Bases 13 to 15375 code for a protein of 5120 amino acids. The transcript has 86 exons. NCBI's taxonomy places the organism in Eukaryota, Metazoa, Chordata, Mammalia, Artiodactyla, Delphinidae. Gene Ontology annotation, biological process: cilium movement; axonemal central apparatus assembly.
AAAUAACUAAAAAUGACAAGUAGAAGUCUUGAGGAGUCCAUGGGGGCUGUUCAUAUGGGGUUAGUCAGAACGCUUAAAGGAUUCCAAAGCAAGAUUUUGCCACCCCUGAGUUCAAAGGUGGUUACAGAAGAAGAAGUAAAUCGAAUGCUGACUCCCUCAGAGUUCCUGAAGGAAAUGUCCCUCACCACAGAGCAGAGACUUGCCAAUACACGUGUGACGUGCCGACCACAGAUCACUGAACUUUUAGAUAUGAGGGAAACAACAUAUCAAAAGUUUCCAGGAAUUGACCUGGAUCAGGCCUUAUUCCAGCCCUUUCCAUCAGAAAUUGUAUUUCAGAACUACACUCCCUGUGAAGUCUAUGAAGUUCCACUGGUUUUGAGGAACAAUGACAUAGUUCCAAGGAUGGUGAAAGUUGUUGAGGAAAGUUCACCUUACUUUAAAGUAAUCAGCCCCAAAGAUAUUGGCCACAAAGUAGCACCAGGAGUGCCAUCCGUUUUCCGAAUCCUCUUUAGUCCAGAGGAGAACAAGGACUAUGCCCAUAUGUUGACCUGUGUCACUGAAAGAGAAAAGUUUAUUGUGCCCAUCAAAGCUAGAGGUGCACGAGCCAUCCUAGAUUUUCCUGACAAGCUGAAUUUUUCUGCUUGCCCUGUUAAAUACAGCACUCAGAAGAUUCUGCUGGUGCGAAACAUUGGCAACAAAGAUGCUGUGUUUCACCUCAAAACUCAUAGGCCCUUCUCUGUAGAGCCAUCUAUUGGAACCCUUAAUGUAGGAGAGUCCAUGCAACUGGAAGUGGAUUUUGAGCCACAAACCGUGGGCAAUCACAGCGAAAAACUUAUUGUGUGUUAUGACACAGGUGAAAAAGUGUUUAUAUCUAUGUAUGGAGCUGCUAUAGACAUGAACAUAAGGCUGGACAAGAAUUCCUUGAUCCUUGAGAAAACUUACCUAUCUCUGGCCAAUCAGCGAACUCUAACUAUUCACAACCGCAGUAACAUCAUUGCCCAUUUCCAGUGGAAGAUAUUUGCUACACAGGAAGAGGAAGACCGAGAAAAGUAUAGGGUCUGUGAUGAUCUUACCAAAGAGGAAAAGAAUGAGAUCGACGGGUUUCUUGAGGAGUGCAUUACUGAUCCUUCACUACAACAGUGUCUUUCCUUUCUGUCCCGCACCUUUGAGAAUCAGAGAAAGCUGGUUCAGGCAGAUAGCAUGCUCUUCUUGAAUAAUAUUUUCAGUGUUGAGCCUCUGGAAGGUGAUGUCUGGCCCAAUUCAUCAGCUGAAAUCACUGUGUACUUUAACCCUCGGGAAGCCAAACUCUACCAGCAGACUGUUUACUGUGACAUUUCAGGCCGAGAGAUCCGUCUGCCCCUGCGAAUCAAAGGGGAAGGAAUGGGACCAAAGAUCCACUUCAACUUUGAGUUGCUGGAUAUUGGAAAGGUUUUUGUUGGAUCUGUACAUUGUUAUGAGGCAGUACUAUCCAACAAAGGCAGCAUUGAUGCCCUCUUCAACAUGAUCCCUCCAACUUCGGCUGUGGGGACCUGCUUUGUUUUCAGUCCCAAGGAAGGCAUCAUCGAACCAAGUGGAGUCCAGGCUGUCCAGAUAUCCUUCAGUUCUCCCAUCCUGGGACACUUUGAAGAAGAGUUCCUGGUCAAUGUCAAUGGAUCACCAGAGCCUGUGAAAUUGACCAUUAUAGGCUGUGUCAUUGGACCUACCUUCCAUUUUAAUGUUCCUGCUCUGCAUUUUGGUGAUGUUUCCUUUGGGUUUCCUCAUACCUUGAUAUGUUCCCUCAAUAAUACCUCCUUGGUCCCCAUGACCUUCAAACUGCGUGUGCCUGGGGAUGGUGUUGGCCAUAAAAGCAUUUCAAUUUGUGAGCAGUAUUCAGACAACAAAAAAUCAUGUUGGAACAAGGAUGAAAUACCUGUAAUGAGACCAAAGGAAUUCACUGUCACCCCCAACUGUGGCACCAUUCGCUCCCAAGGAUUUGCUGCUAUCAGGGUGACCUUAUGCUCCAACACUCUGCAGAAAUAUGAGCUGGCCCUGGUGGUGGACGUGGAGGGCAUCGGGGAAGAAGUGCUGGCGCUCUUAAUUACAGCGAGGUGUAUUGUACCUACUCUCCACGUGGUUAAUACAGAGGUGAACUUUGGGCGCUGCUUCCUGAAGUAUCCAUAUGAGAAAACGAUCCAGCUUGUCAAUCAUAACGACCUCCCAGCGUGCUAUCAGGUCCUGCCUCAGGUAUAUCAGGAUGCACCAGCUGUGUUGCUGUCUAGUCCCACCCCCUGUGGGAUCAUCUCCCCCAACAGCACCGUUCACAUACCUCUGGCCCUGGAGACCCAAGUCCUUGGGGAGUACACGUCCACAGUGUACAUCUCGACCUUCGGGAGCCAGGACCCCCCUCUGGUAUGUCACUUAAGGAGCAUUGGAGAAGGCCCAGUUAUCUACGUACAUCCCACUCAGGUUGAUUUUGGCAAUAUCUACGUCCUGAAGGACUCCCUCAGGAUUCUCAACCUGUCUAACCAGUCCUUAAUCCCCGCAUUAUUCAAGGCAUGCAUGGCACACAAAAAGUCCCUCUGGACGGUUGAACCCAAGGAAGGCACAGUUCCCCCAGAAAGUGAUGUUGAACUGACACUGACUGCCAACCUGAACGACAUACUGACAUUCAAAGACACAGUCAUUUUGGACAUUGAAAAUAGCAACACAUACCGGAUACCUGUCCAGGCUUCAGGAAUUGGCUCCACCAUUGUUUCAGAUAAGCCCUUUGCACCAGAACUCAAUUUGGGAGCACAUUUUAGCCUGGACACCUGUUAUUACCGCUUCAAGUUGACCAACAAGGGACGUCGGGUCCAACAGUUGUUCUGGAUGAAUGAAGAUUUCUGUCCCCAAGAAAAGCUGGGUAAGAAGAGACUGGCUAAGAAGAGGAGUGCUAAGAGCCACUGCCAAUCCCAGUGCUCCCGGGCACCCAGGGAUCCUCAAAGCCCCGUGUUUCAACUCCACCCCAUCAGGAUGGAGCUGUACCCAGGCCAGACGAUUGACGUGUUACUUGAAGGCUAUUCUGCCACUCCCAGGAUAGUCAAAGAAAAGCUGGUGUGCCACACCAUCAUCGGGACACAAAAGGGGAAGAGCCUGGUGAUGACGGUGAACAUCAUCUGUGAGUUCGUGGCACCGUUCAUCCAGCUCUCCACCAAGCAGCUCGUAUACCGACUGGAGAAGAAACCUAACACUAUCCUGGAACCUGAUUACCAGCCCUUGGUCAUGAAGAACAUUUCCAACCUGCCUGUGAAUGUGUUGCUCUCAACAAGUGGACCCUUCUUUAUCUGCAAGGCUGAUAAAUCCCCACUGCCCUCAAUUCCUGAGCCUAUUAAACUGGAGAUGGGUGAAGAAAAAGACCUGCUAGUCAAAUUCAACCCUUUCUAUAAAAACGAUUUGAAUACCUGGGUGGCAGAAGAAGUUCUAGAAAUCAAGUAUGUGGAGCACCCUCAAGUGGACAGCCUGCACCUGCGUGGAGAAGUGAAUUACCCCAACCUCACCUUUGAGACCAUGGAGCUGGAUUUUGGCUGUAUCCUGAACGAUACUGAGGUGAUCCGGUACAUCACAGUCACCAACUGCAGCCCCCUGGUUGUGAAAUUUCGCUGGUUCUUCCUGGUGGAUGAUGAGGAAAAUCAGAUAAGAUAUAGGCCAUGUCAGAAGCCCUACAGUGCCCCCCUGUCCCAGGUGGAAUCCAUCCCAGUAACCUCGGCAUCUGUCAGCUUGGCAGCAGUCCCAGCAAUAGAGUCCCCUGAGAUGGAUCUGAGUGAUUUUGUUAAGACUAUCCUUGUGGAUGAAGAAGUUGGAUCUGAAGAAAGAGAGACCAAAAAAGCACAGGUGUCCAUCAUGGCGGUCUCAGAUGGAUUAAAAAUGAACUCUGCUGAAACAGAAAGAAUAGACACAAACCAGAGUCAGGCGGAGUUUCAGGAAUCGCCGUGGAUCUUUAAACGGGAUGAAAUGUUUUCCAUUGGGAUAGAAGAAGUGUUUGACAUUUUGCCUCUCUAUGGAGUGCUGCGGCCACACAGUAGCCACCAGAUAUCAUUCGCCUUCUACGGACACUGUGACAUCAUUGCACAGGCUAAAGCUCUGUGUGAAGUGGAAGGAGGGCCCACCUAUGAGAUAAUACUAAGGGGAGAGGCCUCCCUGGUCCACUAUUCCUUUGACACCAAGGACAUUAACUGUGGAUUACAGCUGUUCGACCAUGUCACAGAGAGUGAAAUCACACUCAAGAACACUGGGAAAGUUGGCUUUGAGUUCAGCGUUCUGACUGACCCCCAGUCUUCGCCAGACAACCUUCUGCCUGGAGUGCCACUCAUCCAGCCUCUCUCAGGUUUUAUCGGUUCCCAUAAAGAGCAGGUGUUGAAGGUUUACUACUUGCCUGGAGUACCUGAGAUCUUUCAAAGGAGCUUCCAGAUACAGAUUGCCCACUUGGACCCAGAAAAUAUUACUCUGAGUGGAGAGGGAAUCUUUCCCCGAAUCUGCGUCGAUCUCCCCAGGAACCUCAAAGGAUGUGAGAAGUAUGAAAUCUUCUUAAAUCAGGCCAGAAAAAACCUAGAAGAAACCAAAAAUGAAAUGUUUGACCACUUAGAGAGAACUGAGGAAGUGCCUGAGGAUGAAUCUUCUGAGUUAAAUGCUCAACUCCAGAUGGAAGUAGAGCGGCUUAUAGUCCAAAACUAUGCCACAGAACAUCAGAAAUCAAUUGUCCUUGGUUCCGUGGACAACUUCUGCCAUCAGAGUCACCGCAAACCGAUCAAAGUCCAGCUGCCAGAAUAUAUCCUAGACUUUGGCUACAUCACCCUUGGUGACGUCCGAACCCACAUCAUCAAGAUCACCAACACCAGUCACUUCCCAGUGUCCUUCCAUGCAGAAAAGCAUGUCCUUCACGACACAGGCUUCAGUAUUGAGCUAGAUCGUGUGAAGAAUCUGCCUUACUGUGAAACGGAAACAUUUGAAGUGAGAUUUGAUGCACAAGGGGCCAGCCUUUCUGUUGGAAACAAAAAUGUCAUUCUGCCCAUCAAGGUGGUUGGAGGGCCAGCAGUUCACAUCUGUCUCCAAGCCAAGGUGACCAUUCCCAGUAUGACACUGUCUUGUGGAAAAGUGGAGUUUGCCACAAUUCAGUGUGGACAGUGCCUCGUGGAAACUAUUCAGCUUUCCAAUCACCUCCAAGUCCCUUGUGAAUGGUUUAUCCACACCCCUAAGCAAGUUAGCAAGCUGGAGAAACACAUGCCAAAGUACUUAAGACGGAAACUAUGUGCUGAAUUCAAGCCAAAGACACGGAUCUUUGAGAUUCAGCCCACUUCUGGGGUCUUGGAUCCUGGUGAGAAGUCCAACAUGCAAGUGAAAUUCAUGCCCAAAGAAGAGAAAUUCUACAGCCAAACCUUGGUGUUCCAGAUUGCCCAGAGUGAUCAAAAGCUUACUCUACUGGCACAGGGGCAAGGUCUAGAGCCGUGCUUGGAAUUUAGUCCCUCAGUUCUGGAGCUGGGGCCACUGCUGCCUUAUGCACCUGGAGAUGAGGCCGAGGUGGUGGUGAAGAAUCCCUGCAACUUUCCCAUUGAGUUUUACUCCUUAGAAUUUGACCAGCAAUAUCUUGUAGAAGAGAAGAUCUUGCGAACGCUGAAGGGCUAUGAUUCCUACAACUCCCUGCUGCUGCCUCCCCGCCUUCCGGGGGAAAACCUGCCCCCAGAGGUGUAUGAAUACUUUAAGGAGAUGAAGAGGUCAAAAGAGGAGCAGAUGAAGGUGAAAUAUCUGCAGAGUCUGGCACAGGAGAACGAAGAGGACGAUAGUCCCUUGUCAGAACAGGAAACCUCUGACAGCACGAAGAGGACCUCGCUUAGCCGAGGGAUCUCUGUCACAUCCUACCUGGAAGAGCAGCAUAUCCCAAUGGUCAAGUCCGAGACCUACCCAGAUGAAGAGGAGGAUGAAGAAAGCCUGGAAAAAAUCAUGAUUCAAACUGACAAGCUUCACAACAUUGACAGCCACUCUUCAGAGGAGGUUGGGGAAGUAGAGAACAACCCAGUGAGCAAGGCCAUUGCUCGCCACCUGGGCAUUGACAUUUCUGCAGAAGGCCGCAUGGCCAAGAACCGGAAAGGCAUCGCUAUCGUCAUCCAUGGGACGCCCUUGUCAGGAAAGUCAGCCACUGCAGUCAGCAUGGCCAGGUACUACAGCGCAGCCUGCCUGAACUUCGACUCCAUUGUGCUGCAAGCCAUCUCCGAUGGCAGCAACGUCGCAGGGAUCCGGGCCCGUGAGCUCUGCAUCAGGGCCGCCCUAGAGCAGUCCAUGAAGGAAGAGGAGUAUGCCCAGGAGGCUGCUGCUUUGAGCCAAAAUGCCGUGGGACAGAUGCGACUGAGCAGUGAGACCCUGGGGAAGUUAACUUCAGAAUCCACUCUGGUAACUCCCGAAAUUAAACCUGCCAAGCCUGUGCGUGGGAGUGUGCUCCUCACCAAAGGCAAAGCAGACAGCCACAGCUCUGUGUCUCAGAAGCAGCAUCACCAGCCCUCGUCCGAAACACCACAGGUACAAAUCAGGGCUCCCGGGAGGAAGAUUUCCUCCAGCCCUCUCCCCUCAGGACCCACACAGCGCCGGCUCAGCCUCAGCACCAGUAUUGGAGGUGAUACCGGGCUUGUGAGCUGCGUGCUCCCUGAGGAGCUCUUCACUCAGAUCCUGGCCGAGCGUAUUCAGCUGAGUGACUGCUACCGAGGAGUGGUGUUUGACAGCCUGGAGACGCUCUUUGCUCAGAAUGCGGCUUCGGCUCUCCUCUGCCUGCUGAAGGCCAUUGGCACCCGGGAGCAUAUCUAUGUCAUCAACGUGGCCCAAGAUUAUGCAGCCAUGAAGGCAGAGGAGAAGGCCAAAAAGGAGCAAGAAGAACACAAACGCAGGGAAGCGCUUCAAAGAGAGAAGGAGCGUCUGCAAAACAUGGAUGAGGAAGAAUAUGAUGCCUUGACGGAGGAGGAGAAAAUAGUGUUCAAUCGAGAGGUUCAGCAGGCCCUCCGGGAGAGGAAGAGAAGGGAGCUGGAGAGACUGUCAAAGGAGAUGCUGGAAAAGAAGCUACAGCAGGAGCUUGAGCGGCAGAAGGAAGAAGAUGAGCUAAAACGGAGGAACAAAAAGCCAAAGCAGGGACCCGUGAAGGAGGAGCAGCCCGUGAAGAAAUCUCAGACACCAAGUCGGCAGAUUCUUACUUUUUCCAAACUAGAGCUGAAGAAUGACGCAGUAGAAAGAAAAGUCUCUGUUAGGGAGCAGGUGGCUGCGGAGAAGGAAGAAUUGAGCAAGAAGAAGAAGAACCAGCUGUCAGAUAUCAGCAUGCUUGGGUUUCCUCUUGCACAGGAACAAGAGGACAGCGAAGGGGACUUCUGGAAGGACACUGACAAGAACAUGGCCCAGAAGUUUAAGACCUAUGAGUUGUCUCUGAAGGAUAUCCAGAACAUCCUCACGUACUGGGACCGGAAGGAAGGAGUUCUGCUGCAUCAUACCGCGGCCGAGGAUGCGAGCCAUGAGUCCGGAACCGACCAGCGCCAGGUUCCGCCGUCGUCGUCGGGUGGUCGCCGAGGCCGCAAGGACCGGGAGAGGGAGCGCGCGGAGAGGGAGCGCCUGGAGCGGGCGAGGGCCGAGAGGGAGCGGCUAGAGAAGCUCCGCACGCAGGAGGAGCGCAGCGAGGGGGGCGAGAGCAAGGAGGAGGACCACGAAGGGAAGAAGGAUCUCGGUGUGCCCUUCAUAAACAUCCAGAUGCCCGACUCCAAAGGCUUGAGCUGGAAGCAGGCCCUGGAGAAUGACAGGCUUCCCAAAGCGGAGCAGAUCCUAGACCUCUUGGGCCUGGGGUCCUCUGGACCACCCAUCCCGCCGCCUACCUUAUUCUCACUCGUCUCCUAUCCUGUGAAGCGGCUGCCUUUGGCCAUGACAGAAAUCCUGGAGCAUUUCAUGUUUAUAACUCUACCGUCCAAAGAGCUCUCCCUGAUGGAGGAGAAAAGAGAAGUGGAAGCAGAAGCAGAGCUUUCAGCCACCCCAGCCUCCUCAAAGACCCAGGAGGAGCAGACCACCUCAUCUAAGGGGAGCAGACAGAAAACUAAAGAAAAAACAGAUCAGACCCGCGAGACUCAGAAGGAGAAACGUCGCAUGGCCUCCGACAGGAAGGGCCUUUCUGGGGGAACCUCUGGAACCACUGCUCCCCUGUCAGACAUAGAGGAGAACAACCUCUCUGAGCAGCAUUCACAGGAGAAAUUCCCCAGGCUGAACCAUUUCCGGUGGAUCGUACCAGCCAAUGGUGAGGUGACAUUGCAAGUGCACUUCUCUUCCAAUGAUCUUGGGAUCUUUGACCAAACGUUUAACUUUGAGAUCCUUGGAACUCACCGCCAAUACCAGCUUUAUUGCCGAGGUGUCUGCACUUACCCAUACAUUUGCCAAGACCCAAAAGUGGUCUUCCCUCAGCACAAGAGGGACAUGAAGGCGAAUGAGGUCAUCUUUAAGAAGUAUAUUGUGAGCCUGGAGAGGUUUUACUUCGGGCCACUGCUUUGUGGAAAACCAAGAGAUAAGUACAAGUCAUCCUUGUUCCCAGAAAACAUGGAGACACUGACAAUCCUCAACAGUUCCCCAAUGGUCGUGGAGGUGUCCUUCUGUUUUCAGAACGAUGUCAAAGCAAACACCUACUUCCUGGAGCCUGUCAACAUGAUUCUGGAACCCAGUGAGAAGCAGCAGCUGAACGUUUGGGCCUACCCUACUGCAGUUGGUGUCUUUGAAGACAGCAUUGUCUGCUGCAUCAAGGAGAACCCCAAGCCAGCCGUCUUCAAAUUAAGCUGCCAGGGGGUCCGCCCAGAACUGGAGCUGGACCCCAGACAAUUGCAUUUUGACCGGCUCUUGCUGCACAGGAAAGACUUCAAGGUAGUUCUUCUCCGCAACAUCACACUACUUCCCCUGACCUGGAGGAUCACCAGCCUGGAGCACCUGGGCGAAGACGUCACCGUGUCCGCGAUGCAGGGGACCAUAGCCCCCAAGGCUGAGGAGAGCCUACAAGUGCGCUUCCAACCCUCCAAACCCAUCAACAUCAAGAAGGCGAUUCGGUUGGAGGUUUUAGAUCCAGACAACCUCGUUGGUGUCGUUCAGAUUGAAAACAUCCAGAUCUUUGCAGAGUCCUACGACGUUGCCUUGGACAUCAGCUUCCCCAAAGGAACUGAAGGAGGCCUCGAUUUUGGGAUUGUGAGGGUCAUGGAGGAGGUGAAACAGCCCCUGCAACUGAAGAACCGUGGGAAACACGAGGUCAUGUUCAGCUUUUCUGUGGACUCCUUAGGGAUUUCAGCAACCAAUAUAAGUUCCAUGAUCUCAGUCCAACCCAAGAAGGGCUCACUGACCGCAGUGGAAAAACCCACAAAUGUCCAGGUGCUCUUCCGUGCAAAAAAGGAAGUGAAGAUGGAGCACCAGCCAGUUCUGCGCUGUCAGAUUAUUGAGCCCAGUAUCUCAGAAGGAGGUAAAGUCAUUUCCAGCAUCCCAAUUAAGAUCUCUGUGAAUGCCGUGUUCUCCAGAUACAGCAUCAUCCCCUCCUCCAUCAUCAACUUCGGGGCUUUGAUCUGUGGCACGCGCAAAAGCUCCUCCUUCACCAUAGAAAAUCGAGGUGUGAUCGAUUUCAAAUACACCCUCUAUAGGCUGACAGGGGAGAGCGCCCUCCAUCAGAAGAAAAUCGUCAGCCGUGUUAGACAUGCAAGAUCCCGGGAAAGAGAGAGCCUCUACAGGACUGGACCUUCUAAGGCAACCAAGUUCUCUGACUCUGUUCAGAAAGACGUAAAUGCCACAAACCAGGCUCGCUGCACCCUCGGCAUGUUCACCGUGUACCCUGGGUUUGGCUCCAUCUCUUCCGGAGGAAUGCAGGUCGUGACCGUUGACUGUGUGGCUGACCCUGUGGGAAGAUGUGAGGAAUCUCUAGCGAUUGAUAUCUCUGACCGAGACCCAAGAGACCAGCCCACUGGCAUUCCUUACAGCCUGUUGGCCGAAGCCUGUCAGCCAGCUUUCGUGACCGACAACACCACCUUGAUAUUUGAGGAGCACCAAAUCUGUAGCAGCGCCAACCUGUACAGCAUCCUGCAGACCAUAGAGAGCGGGGGACUGUUUGUGGAGGACGAGAACAAGUUCAUCUUCUGCAAUGUCCUGGUGGGCCAUCAGGCCAAGGCUCGGUUCAAGAUCUGCAACAUGGGAAAGAUCGCCUGUGACGUGAACAUUGUGGUUAAGCCCGUCUCCAACAAGAUCUUUGCCCGCAUCACUGAGAUCUUUGAAGUGGAACCCAACAAGAUGUGUGUUGCCAGCCGCUCACAUGCCUUUGCCACGGUGUCCUUCACCCCACAGACCAUGCAGACCUACCAGUGUAUCUUUGAGGCCACCUUGGACGGCUUGCCCAGCAGCCUGGCCAAGAAUCAAAGCCUCACGUUUGACAUUGUUGGAGAGGGGAACCUCCCUCGAGUGACCGUUGUGCGGCCGAUUCUCUACAACCAACAUGGAAACCCCUUGCUCCUCUUUAAGAGGCUUCUGCUUGGUCAUUCAGAGACGCUGCCUCUUGUCCUCAAGAACAGUGGCACCAUCCCUGCCAAGUUGCAUGUUGACCUGCAGGACCAACUAGGAGUCUUCUCCCUGAAGGGGAAGCCGUCCACCUCCUACAUCUACAUAAUAGAGGAAAACAAACCACAAGCAAAAUCAAAGAAGGCUCACACAGCCUCCCUGGUUGUUCCUCCUGGAGACACAGCUGAAUUUGAUGUUGUUUUCCACUCCCAGAAGGUUGGGAGAAUGGCAGGCAACAUCCACUUGUCAGUGAUCAACAACCGGUACGAGGAGACAGUCAUCCACAUGGUGGGAGAGGGGUACGAGGAUGACAUCACCUUGGACAACAUCCACGGGCUGGUGGCUUCCUCCAGCCAGGAGGCCUCAGAUAUCUCUGAGAUCAUCGAGGAAAACAUGAUGGAAGACUUCGUGGCAGCUGCUCUGGUGAACCACAUCCAGUUUGGGGACUGCCACAUUGGAAACAGCUAUAACGUGAGCUUCACAAUCACUAAUCACAGCCAAGUGAAUGUGAUACGGUUCGAAUGGCCCCUUUUAGCCACAGUUUCUUUCUCCCCACAGCUGGGCCACCUCCACCCUGGCUGUGCCAAGGACAUAGCGGUGACCAUGAAGUCAGACGUGCCCAUCAACCUGAAGAAGAUGGGGAUCGAGUGCAAGCUCUCCAAGAUCAUGUUUCAGCUCCCUGCAGACCAGGUCCCCGACUGGGACGACCGCAUGCGCAUGGUCAAGUGGGUGGAUGUGCUCAGAAACACGCCCGGGACUUUCACUACAAAACAAAAAGUGAUAGAGACGGAUCCUGAGCCUGCUUACUCAGUACUAGAAGAAAACUACCAAGAACUGCAGCUGCAGAUCAGUGCCCACGUGAAUUUCGCUUCAUACAAGUGCCAGACGAGCGAUGUGCACUUUAAGGAGACACUGGUUCACCAGACCCGAGUGUUUGAGUUUGAACUGAUUAAUUCAGGAAAUGUGCAGCUGGAAUUCAGCUGGAGCUCAGAAGAGACGGCAAAGGCUGUCAGCUUUGCAAUGCCAGACAACCAAGGUUUCUCCCAAAAUGACCAGCUUAGCCAGGGCACGCUGCACACGGGCAGCACCCUGGACAGUGCCAUGGACCACUGGAACGAAGCUUCCCUGCCACCCUUCUCUGUGGAGCCCGUCUCAGGCAUGGUGCCCGUGGGGAAGACCCAGAAGCUCAAAGUGAAAUUCUCCCCAAUGGAGGUUGGAGACUUCGAGAGCAAUCUUCUCUGCCAGAUUCCUAACCUACCACCUGGAGAGCAAGGCCCAGUCCUGUCAGCAAAAGGGCGGAGCUCCCUGCCCUUCUGCCAUUUUGACCUGAAAGACUCGGACUACAUCAGCGGUCAUCGGCGCAACCCAGAUCUCCCAGGGCCUCGUGGUGGGGCUCUGGAUCCAAACACCCGGGUGAUUGAGUUCACCAGCGUGGGCAUAGGAGGGAAGUGUCUCCGGACUUUUACAAUACUGAACCCGACCAAUAGCACCUACUCCUUCUGCUGGGUCUCUGAAGAAACUGAAAGUCUCCAGAACCCUCCAGCCUUCACAUGCCUUACAGAAAAGGGCCUCAUCCUCCCUGAAAAGAAAGCUGAGAUUAUCUUCCAGUUCACACCUUUCCAUCUGGACAUCUCGGAAGCAUUCUGGACUUUCUUAAUCCCCGAACACAACAUCACAGUCCCUUUCCUGCUGGUAGGCAAAGCCACUGACCCUCUCAUCAAUCUGGACAAGUCACAUCUCAACUUCAGUUGUCUCCUCAUUGGCAGAGAGGCCAGGGAGACCGUGAAGAUCAUCAACAAGGAGGAGCAGAGGUUCCAUUUUGCCUUCCAGGACACCUCCCGAUAUUCUGAAGGUUUCAGCAGCAGCCUGGUCGUGUGUCCCAUGGAAGGCUGGGUCCCACCGCUGUCCAGGUUCCCAAUUGAUAUUUUCUUCACACCGAAGCAGGAAGGAGAAGUGAACUUCAAUUUGAUCUGCAAUGUGGAAAAGAAAGCCCACCCUCUGACCUUAAAUGUCAAGGCUCAGGGCUACUCUAUGAAUGUAGAGGUCAAGUGCAAGGACAAGACUGGCACCGUCACUCUCUUGACUCCCAACCAGACCACGACUCUCAACUUCUAUGAGGUGGCGUUGAAUGAAUGUGUCCAGUGUGAAUUCAGCUUCAUCAACACCGGCAAGUUCAACUUCAGCUUCCAGGCAGAGCUAUCCGGCCCCAAGUCCCUGCUGCAGUACUUGAAAUUUUCACCCAUGGAUGGCAGUGUGGAUGUGGGGCAGAGUGCACAGGCCUCCCUGUCUUUCCAGCCAUUUAAGAAAUGUGUCUUGAAGGGCCUGGAACUCAAAAUCAAGAUCAGCCACGGUCCAACAUUUUUGUGCAGCAUCUCAGGCUGUGCCGUGAGCCCAGCCGUCCAUUUCUCCUUCACCAGCUACAACUUUGGGACCUGCUUCAUCUACCAAGCUGGGAUGCCCCCAUACAAACAAAUCCUAGUUGUCUCCAGCAAGGAAGAGACGUCUAUGAGCUUAGAGUGUUUGUACACCAACACCAGCCACCUCGAGGUGAACUUCCGAGUUGAUGUGGUGAAGCCAGGAAAGACACUGGAGAUUCCCAUCAUCUUUUAUCCUCGAGAAAGUAUCAAUUAUCGAGAACUCAUCCCCUUUGAAAUCAAUGGGCUCUCACAACAAGUAGUUGAAAUCAAAGGGAAAGGCACUGAAAUGAAGAUUUUAGUCCUCAAUCCAGCCAAUAAGACUGUGAAGUUAGGAGCUGUCCUGCCUGGACAGGUGGCGAAGAAAACGAUUUCCAUCAUGAACGACAGCCAAGCCCAGCUCACCUUUGACCUGUCAGCCCUGUUCUCGAUUCCAGAACUCCAGGACCCCAAGGUCAUCACCUUGACACCAUCCCGCAACAUCACCCUGAAGCCCAAAGAGGUCCGGAAGCUGGAAGUCAACUUCGCCCCGAAGAAGCGUGUCCCUCCCUUCUCCGAAGAGGUGUUCAUGGAGUGCAUGGGGCUCCUGCGGCCCCUCUUCCUCCUCAGCGGCUGCUGCCAGGCCCUGGAGAUCUCCCUGGACCAGAAACAUCUUCCCUUCGGAACAGUCGUGUGUCAGACACAAGCCACGCGUCGCGUCCUCAUGUUGAACACAGGCGACGUGGGUGCGAGGUUUAAAUGGGAUGCCAGAAAAUUUGAGCCUCAUUUCUCCAUCAGCCCGGAAGAGGGCUAUAUCACCGCAGGCAUGGAGGUUUCUUUCGAAGUGACUUACCAUCCUACUGAGGUGGGCAAGGAGACCCUCCGUAAAAACUUGCUCUGCUUCAUCCAGGGUGGCAGUCCUCUGAGCCUAACCCUGUCUGGAGUCUGCGUGGGACCACCUUCGGUAAAAGAGGUGGUGAAUUUCACCUGCCAGGUACGCUCCAAGCACACACAGACCAUCAUGCUUUCAAACCACACCAACCAAACCUGGAAUCUGCACCCCAUCUUUGAAGGCGAGCACUGGGAGGGGCCCGAUUUCAUCACCCUGGAGCCCCAUCAGCAAAGCAAGCCCUAUGAGAUUACCUACCGGCCCCGCACCUUGAAUGUGGAGAACCGCAAGCAUCAGGGCACCCUCUUCUUCCCCCUCCCAGAUGGGACCGGCUGGCUGUAUGUACUGCAUGGGACUCCCGAGCUCCCCAAAGCCGUGGCCAAUAUCUACCGUGAAGUGCCAUGUAAGACGCCCUACACUGAGCUCCUGCCAAUAACCAACUGGCUGAACAAGCCCCAGAGAUUCCAGGUCAUUGUGGAAAUGUUGAAACCGGAGAAGCCCGACCUAGGUGUCACCUUAAAGGGCCUUGAUUAUAUUGAUGUGCUGUCUGCCUCCAAGAAAGACUACAAGCUGAACUUCUUUUCCCACAAGGAGGGACUGUACACAGCAAAGGUGAUCUUCCGAAACGAGGUGACCAACGAGUUCCUAUACUACGUGGUGAGUUUCAAGGUCAUCCCUUCAGGCAUCAUCAAAACCAUCGAGAUGGUGAGCCCUGUCCGGCAAAGCACGUCGGCCUCCAUCAAGGUGGAGAACCCCCUGCCCUACUCGGUGACCUUCUCCACGGAAUGCAGGGUGCCCGACAUCAGCCUGCCCUCCCAGUUUGUGGUGCCGGCCAACUCUGAGGGCACAUUCUCAUUUGAAUUCCAGCCCUUGAAAGCUGGAGAAACCUCCGGGAAACUAACACUGCACAACAGUGAUUUGGGUUACUACCCAUAUGAGCUCAAUUUGAAGACCACGCCAGCACUGCCUGAAAAGCCUCUCCACUUCCAGGCUGUUCUCGGCAGUGGCCAGAGCAUCUUUGCCAAGUUCACCAAUUACGCCCGGCAGAAGACAGAAUACUACUGCAGGACCGACUGUCCAGACUUCCACACGGAAAAGUUCAUCUCCGCGGCCCCCGGGGUGCAGGGCGGCACCGAGGCGAGUGUGGAGGUGUACUUCGAGCCCAGCCGCCUGGGCGAGAGCAAGGGCAUCCUGAGCCUGUCAUCGCUCGUGGGUGGCGAGUACAUCAUCCCCCUCUUCGGAGUGGCUCUGCCGCCCAAGCCGCAAGGCCCCUUCCUGAUCCGAGCUGGGUGCAACAUAGUCAUCUCCUUCAAGAACGUCUUCUACCACCCGGUCACCUUCUCCUUCACGGUGGAGAACCCGGCCUUCUCUGUCCGCGCCAUAGACUCCGUGAAGCCCAAGAAGAUCAACAACAUCACGGUCUACUUUGGAGGAAACCCAUCAGGCAGCAAAACACCCAUCACCAGCAAGCUGAUUGUAGCCUGCCCUCCCGGCGAAGGCAGCGACACUGGAAUUAAAUGGGUUUAUUACCUGAAGGGGAUCACCCCCUAGUGGGAACCAGGGCCCGCGGCAUCAUGGAAAAGCCGUCUCCUCAGCCUUAAUACCUAUGUGUGGUUCUAGCCCUGCGAAGAAUAGAGAAAAUAAUCAGAAUUCUAAAGGUACUGUUUUAUCCUCCAGUUCAAUUACAGGGGCACUUAUUUCUGCAUUAUAUGAAUUCCAGAU